AUGUCGGACUCGACACCUAUCACCAGGACCUGUUUCUUCGACAACUUGGAGAGUCCAAGCAUCAGAUCGCGCGACGACUCCUCGGGGGUCAGUCUUCUUGUCCGCUUGUUCUCCUUGAUAGGCUCGUCAAAACUGCACUGGUUCAACGGCUUGUACUCGAGCUCCUCGUCAGGAACAACCUCGCCAUUAUACUUAGCCUGGGUUUGCAACCGGCUCUUGUAUGCCUUUGAUCUGGAAGCCAGACCCAUGUCGAACAGGUCCAUGGCCUUGGAGAUGUACAGGAACGAGUUCGGAUCGUAUUGA
This is a messenger RNA of Ogataea philodendri, 303 nucleotides long. RefSeq lists its product as uncharacterized. The record is from RefSeq and is a predicted model, not a curated record. The transcript has a single exon. Lineage: Eukaryota; Fungi; Ascomycota; Pichiomycetes; Pichiales; Pichiaceae. Bases 1 to 303 code for a protein of 100 amino acids.